Molecule: messenger RNA, 2641 nt
Organism: Gigantopelta aegis
Lineage: Eukaryota; Metazoa; Mollusca; Gastropoda; Neomphalida; Peltospiridae
Exons: 4
Coding region: 299-934 (211 amino acids)
Source: RefSeq, a predicted model, not a curated record
GACUAAGAAAUCGCGCUAAGCAGUCGUGUAUAGUGGCGCGCCAAAAACAAUUCUUCUUUACUUCUUCUUGCUAUGGACCAGCACCGAGCCACGACGUCGCCGCAGCCACGUGGACCAUGUCGGCUGUUGGAAGUCGUUACCGUCGCCGUCGCCGACGUUGUUGUUGCUGUUGUGUGAAGGUGUAUUCUGAAGCGAUUGAAAAGCGUCGGUGUCUACCAUAUCCAAUGGUAACGAACACCUACGAUGUUUUCUUGAAUUAUGCGAAGUUAUGUGGAUGUUGAUUGACGUUUAGAAUGAGAUGAGUGGUCGAGUUCCGCCCGUCAUAAUAAUGCAGACGGUGAUAACGUGGCGACGUCCCAUGGACGCGUCUCUGUACCCUCCGACCGGAAAUACGUGCGCGUAUCUCCUUGGAAACGCCAUGUGCUACAUCAUAUCCGGCCUAAUGCUGCUCGUGGUGGGAGUGAUCAUAACGUCCUUGACCUUCCAGAACCUGGAGGAGCAUGACGACAACAAGGAGAGAUACGCCGGGCCCGUGUUGAUAGGCGCGGGAAUUCUCGUGAUCGCGCGAGGUGCUUUUAGCCGUCUUCGUCGGCCCGCGCGAUCCGACUUGGCGCGCAGACGAUCGUUUCUCAGGAGAUAUAUUAGAGAGAUUUAUAGCAGACCCAUGUUAGCAUUUAGAAACAGCUCAUCAUUAAGCCUCUGUGAUAUUCACGUAACAGAUUUCCAGGAUUGUCCCAGAACCAGACUCUACAGCGAUGAUCCGCCGUCCUAUGAUAUCGUCACAAGCGAUGAGUACCUGUCUCAGUACGUGACCAGCUCAACCAUUCAGACGGACGAUGACCGCACGGAACUCAUCGAGGCAGACGAACUCGAGCCGCCGCCAUCUUAUGACGAAUUUAUGAGGUCACAGCAGAUGAGAACUACGCAGUUGUAACUCUGACGUCAGACGAGUUUAUGAGGUCACAGCAGAUGAAAACUACUCAGUUGUAACUCUGACGUCAGACGGGUUUAUGAGGUCCAGUAGAUGAGAACUACUGAAUUGUAACGCUGACGUCAGACGAGUUUAUGAGGCCACAGCAGAUGAGAACUACCCAGUUGUAACUCUGACGUCAGAUGAGUUUCUCACGGAUGCAUAAUUGUCGCCAAUGUGUGUGUGUUUUGUGCGAUUCGAUUUUUUUAAUAUACAUAUAUGUGGAACAACAGAAAAUAUCUUGUCUUAAUUUGCAGGGAAUGCCUUUAUAAUUUUAUAACGCCUUCUACUUUAUCGCUAAAAAUAGCGUGUGCUAACAGGGUUUGUGUCAUUACAAACAACAUGAUACACAGCUGUCAUCAUCAUCCAGUUUUGUGCAGCUGAAAGCGAAAAAGAGUGGAUUGGUCUUCUUGAAGUGUUUCGUGGUAUUUUCUUUGCCAUCUGCACGAAUAUUGGUAUGUUUUUUUCUGUUCUUCAAGGGGCUUUCUCACUUUUCGAUUUUUAUUGUAACGAUUUUUAGUAGACUCGAAUGGUAGAGUGUGAACCCCGACCUCGUGUUGACCUUUGUAGGUACUACAAGUCGCGAGGACAUCGUAGCAAAUAGGACAUGUUCUGUUCCUACGAUUCAUGCAGCUACUACAAGUCCUUAUUGUAAAACAUCGUUACAUGAGAACGCCGCUUUUCGGACAGGCUGCACACAGGAACAUGACAUAGUAAUAACAAAAUAGCAAUAACGAGGCGUGAUUCGAGUUCGUUCUAUUUCGUGGAAUAAGCUUUAAGUUGGUGUGUGAGGAAUUAUUCACAACGAAAGAACACUAAUGCAGAGAAUGGUCGAUGUUUUAAUCAAAUCGCCAGGAAUCCACACUUCUCAAAUAAAAGGUGCUGUUAUCUUACAGAAUGGAUACGACAUUGGUUCUGUUCUGGACGUGAGUGGCGAAUCCAGAGAAAGGGUCGUUGACUUGAGCCUCCCUUGUUAGACACAUCAUUUCAGUGACCUAAUUUCUAUGAAGGCAGCAUUCCCCUGGAUCAGUAUUCCUGUAGGUCAUCCAACAAAAUAAAGACUCUUCUGGCACACCAACAUACUCCACCUUUCGAGCGAAACACUGGUUCAAAAUGCCAUCACAUUACACCAUCUCAAUGGGCUCUGCCUUGAUGAUAGAUCAGGAUCUGUCACUGAUCCAGAAUAGCUGAAGCAUCUAUUGUUAAACGAUGUUUGAAGAAGUAGCUAGAUUUUUCUCUGGAUAUCGAACUUCCACAGAUCGCGAUUGUAUUUCCAUUCACCAUGGCAUUGAGCUCAGCCGUGAAGACAGACCAGUAUCCACUUCUGAUUCCCAUUAUAUGACCAUUUAUUAUCAUAUCUGAUGCGGUAGUUCAGCAUUUGGAUGAGUUGUAAAACGGUCAUACAUCGCGAUUGUAUUAUUUUCCACCACCGCAUUGAACUCAGCCUUGAAGACAGACCAGUAUCCACUUCUGAUUCCCAUCACGUGAUCAUUACUACCAUAUCAAGUCUGAUGGGGUAGUUCAGCAUUUGGAUGAGUUGUAAAACUUUAUCAAUAAAAAAAACCCAAGAACUUGAACUGGGCUAGACAACGACCUGUCAUAGAUCGCGCCUGUUGCUCAUGUUGUGCAUGUGCUCAUUUGUCGAAUGAAAUAAAUACAAAGCUUUCACAA